Messenger RNA from Chionomys nivalis (European snow vole), 7675 nucleotides. RefSeq names its product tetratricopeptide repeat, ankyrin repeat and coiled-coil containing 1 (gene Tanc1). Gene Ontology annotation, cellular component: glutamatergic synapse. Gene Ontology annotation, molecular function: protein binding. Bases 497 to 6076 code for a protein of 1859 amino acids. The transcript has 27 exons. Gene Ontology annotation, biological process: regulation of postsynapse organization. Lineage: Eukaryota; Metazoa; Chordata; Mammalia; Rodentia; Cricetidae. The record is from RefSeq and is a predicted model, not a curated record.
GAGAGGAGGGGCGGAGGCGCCGGACAGAAAGUUCGCGUGCCGCGCCCCAGCGGGUCGCAGAGCCCCGGCAGCUUCAGGCGGGAGGGGCGCGGGAGGGGCAGCCCCAGCGGGCGCGCACAAGGAAGGUGCCUUCCGGAACACGCGCAAGGGCGGGGACUCGCGCUGCCAAUGAGGUCCCGGUGUGGGCCGAGCGAGGCUGGGGGACGGGCCCGAGCGCUGCCUCCGCGGUGGCAGCUGCGGGAGCCGGGCUCGGGAGCCGCCGCAGGAGCCGCCGCCGCCGCCACCGCCGAGCGCUCAGCCCGCCGCGCCCUGAGGCCCGGCCCCCCGGGGUGGGAACCGCGUCGGGAGCUGGAAACUUUCCUGGCAGGAGAGCUGACUGUCGGACACAAACAUACAGGAAAAGGACAGGAAAGAGAACUGUGACCUAAGGACCACCGUACCGCAUUCCCUCCGUGAACGAGAAGUUUCCAGAAGUAGAGACAGAAGAGUGUUGACAAUGUUGAAGGCUGUGCUGAAGAAGAGCCGAGAGGGAGGAAAGGGAAGCAAGAAGGAAACAGGUGGUGACUUUGGUUCAGAGACGCCUGCCUUGUCCUCCGGUCACAGCGGUGACUCUCCUGUGAGCGGUCUUCCUACAGCAGAAGACCCCUAUCGUGUGAGCUUGGCCAAAGGGGUUUCGAUGUCUCUGCCUUCAUCACCUCUGCUGCCUCGACAGUCUCACUUGACACAGUCAAGAUCAAUCAAGAAAUCCCCAGGUCCCGUCAGGAAGCCCAAGUAUGUGGAGAGCCCCAGGGUGCCUGGAGAUACAGUUAUGGUCCCGUUCAGAGAAGGGUCCAAGCCCUCAGAGCCCAGUGACCAUGAAGCCAAGGCCGAUAAUGAACCAAGCUGUUCUCCGGCGGCUCAAGAACUGUUGACAAGACUGGGAUUUUUACUGGGAGAAGGGAUCCCAAGUGCCACACACAUAACUAUUGAAGACAAAAAUGAAGCCAUGUGCACAGCCCUGAGCCAAGGCAUCAGCCCUUGCUCCACAUUGACAAGCAGCACUGCCUCUCCCAGCACUGAUAGCCCCUGCUCAACCUUGAAUAGCUGUGUCAGCAAGACGGCAGCCAACAAAAGUCCCUGUGAGACCAUUAGCAGCCCCAGUUCCACCCUGGAAAGCAAGGACAGUGGAAUAAUAGCCACAAUUACAAGUUCGUCGGAAAACGAUGACCGGAGUGGCUCCAGUUUGGAGUGGAAUAAAGAUGGAAGCCUAAGGGUAGGGGUUCAGAAGGGACUGCUUCAUGACCGAAGGGCAGACAACUGCUCCCCCGUGGCAGAAGAAGAGACCACUGGGUCAGCCGAGAGCGAGCUGCCCAAGGCGGAGCCCUCAGCUGGAGAUGGUCCGAUCCCUUAUUCCCAGAGCUCCAGCUCGCUAAUAAUGCCACGGCCCAACUCAGUUGCAGCCACAAGUUCUACCAAAUUGGAAGACCUGAGUUACUUAGAUGGGCAGAGAAAUGCUCCUCUCCGGACAUCCAUUAGAUUGCCCUGGCACAAUACGGCUGGAGGUAGGACACAGGAAGUUAAAGCCCGGUUUGCACCCUACAAGCCGCAGGACAUCUUGUUGAAGCCCCUGCUGUUUGAGGUGCCAAGCAUCACCACCGACUCUGUGUUUGUGGGAAGGGACUGGCUCUUUCACCAGAUAGAAGAAAGUUUGAGGAACACAGAUCUGGCAGAAAACAGAGGCGCUGUGGUCGUGGGGAAUGUGGGAUUUGGAAAGACAGCCAUCAUUUCCAAGUUGGUGGCUCUCAGCUGUCAUGGAAGCCGCAUGAGGCAGAUUGCAUCCAGCAGCCCCAGCUCAUCACCUAAAACAUCAGAUCCCACCCAGGACCUUCCUUUCACUCCGUUACUUUCACCAAGUUCUUCCACAAGUGCUCUCAGUGUGGCCAAAACGCCGGCUGGACCCGGCACUGCUGAAAACCAGAGACCGAGAGAGGAUGCAGUGAAAUAUCUCGCUUCUAAGGUAGUGGCCUACCAUUAUUGCCAGGCCGACAACACUUACACCUGCCUGGUGCCCGAGUUUGUGCACAGCAUCGCUGCGUUGCUCUGUCGGUCCCACCAGCUGGCUGCCUACAGAGACCUUCUGAUAAAGGAGCCCCAGCUGCAAAGCAUGCUGAGCCUCCGCUCCUGCGUGCAGGACCCCGUGGCUGCAUUCAAGAGGGGUGUGCUGGAGCCGCUCACAAGCCUAAGACACGAGCAGAAAAUUCCAGAAGAGGAGUACAUCAUUUUGAUAGAUGGCUUGAACGAAGCUGAGUUUCAUAAGCCUGAUUACGGAGAUACGCUGUCUUCGUUUAUUACGAAAAUUAUUCCCAAAUUCCCCACCUGGCUGAAGUUGAUCGUGACUGUGAGAGCAAAUUUUCAGGAAAUCAUCAGCGCGCUGCCGUUUGUCAAGCUUUCCUUAGACGACUUUCCAGACAACAAAGACAUUCACAGCGACCUGCACGCGUAUGUCCAGCACAGGGUCCACAGCAGCCAGGACAUCCUCAGCAACAUCUCCCUGAAUGGCAAGGCCGAUGCUGCCCUCAUCGGCAAAGUCAGCAGCCAUCUGGUGCUGCGGAGCCUCGGGUCCUACUUGUACCUCAAGCUCACGCUGGACCUCUUCCAGCGGGGACACCUGGUCAUAAAGAGUGCCAGCUACAAGGUGGUGCCUGUGUCUCUGUCCGAGCUCUAUUUGCUGCAGUGCAACAUGAAGUUCAUGACCCAGUCUGCCUUCGACAGAGCCCUUCCCAUUUUAAACGUGGCCCUCGCGUCCCUCCACCCCAUGACGGAUGAACAGAUCUUUCAGGCUAUCAACGCUGGCCACAUCCAAGGCGAGCAGGGCUGGGAGGACUUUCAGCAAAGGAUGGAGGCCCUCUCCUGCUUCCUCAUCAAGAGGAGAGACAAGACGCGGAUGUUCUACCACCCGUCCUUCAGGGAGUGGCUGGUGUGGAGAGCCGACGGUGAAAGCACAGCCUUCUUGUGUGAGCCCAGGAACGGACACGCUCUACUGGCGUUCAUGUUCUCUCGGCAGGAAAGCAAGCUGAACCGCCAGCAGACCAUGGAGCUCGGCCACCACAUCCUGAAGGCACACAUUUUCAAGGGCCUCAGUAAGAAGACUGGAGUCUCCUCGAGCCAUCUGCAGGCCUUGUGGAUUGGUUACAGCACAGAGGGACUGUCUGCUGCCCUGGCCUCGCUCAGGAACCUCUAUACUCCCAACGUGAAGGUGAGCCGGCUCCUGAUUUUGGGAGGCGCCAACGUGAACUACAGGACGGAAGUGUUAAAUAACGCCCCCAUCCUGUGCGUCCAGUCUCACCUUGGCCAUGAGGAGGUUGUGACCCUGCUUCUGGAAUUUGGCGCCUGCCUGGAUGGGAUGUCGGAGAAUGGCAUGAAUGCACUCUGCUACGCAGCUGCCGCGGGCCACAUGAAGCUGGUGUGUCUGCUGAUCAAGAAGGGGGCAAGGGUAGACCACUUGGAUAAGAAGGGUCAGUGUGCACUCGUUCACAGCGCGCUGCGGGGCCACAGUGACAUUCUCCAGUACCUCCUGAAUUGUGAGUGGUCUGCAGGUCCUCCCCAGCCUGGCACACUAAGGAAGAGCCAAGCCCUACAGCAGGCACUGACGGCAGCCGCCAGCAUGGGCCACAGCUCGGUAGUCCAGUGUUUGCUGGGAAUGGCAGAAGAACAUGAAAUCGAAGUCAAUGGCACCGACACAUUGUGGGGAGAAACAGCCCUGACUGCUGCUGCCGGGAGAGGGAAGCUGGAGGCCUGUGAGCUGCUGCUGGAGCAUGGAGCUGCUGUGUCUCGGACCAACAGGAGAGGGGUCCCCCCUCUGUUCUGUGCAGCCCGCCAGGGGCAUUGGCAGAUUGUCAGAUUGCUAUUGGAACAUGGCUGCGACGUGAACCUGAGUGACAAGCAGGGUCGCACACCUCUUAUGGUGGCUGCCUGUGAAGGACACCUGAGCACCGUGGAGUUCCUUCUUUCAAAGGGUGCUGCCCUUUCUUCCCUGGACAAAGAGGGCCUGUCCGCGUUGAGCUGGGCAUGUCUGAAGGGUCACAGGGCCGUGGUCCAGUACCUGGUUGAAGAAGGAGCAGAGAUAGAUCAGACAGACAAAAACGGCCGCACGCCCUUGGACCUGGCUGCCUUCUAUGGUGAUGCGGAGACGGUGCUGUAUCUGGUGGAGAAGGGAGCAGUGAUUGAGCAUGUGGACCACAGCGGGAUGCGCCCCCUGGACAGAGCCAUUGGUUGUCGGAACACUGCUGUGGUGGUUACCCUGCUUAGAAAAGGAGCCAAACUAGGAAAUGCCGCUUGGGCGAUGGCCACGUCCAAACCUGAUAUUUUGAUUAUACUUUUACAGAAAUUGAUGGAGGAAGGAAAUGUGAUGUACAAGAAAGGGAAGAUGAAGGAGGCGGCCCAGAGGUACCAGUACGCCUUAAGGAAGUUUCCUCGGGAAGGAUUCGGGGAAGACAUGAGGCCCUUCAAUGAGCUCAGAGUCUCCCUCUAUCUCAAUCUGUCGCGAUGCCGGAGGAAAACAAACGACUUUGGCUUGGCAGAAGAAUUUGCUUCAAAGGCCCUGGAAUUGAAACCCAAGUCCUAUGAAGCCUUUUAUGCCCGGGCAAGAGCCAAAAGGAAUAGCAGACAGUUCCUGGCAGCUCUGGCUGACUUGCAGGAGGCUGUGAAACUCUGUCCCACCAAUCAGGAAAUCAAGAGGCUUUUGGCCCGGGUGGAAGAAGAGUGCAAGCAACUCCAGAGGAACCAGCAGCAAAAACAGCAGGGUCCCCUGCCAGCCCCCUCCAAUGACUCGGACAAUGAAGAAGAUGCACCAGCCUCUAGUUUAAAGAACCCCUUCCCCAUUGAGGAGGCGGAAGAGGAAGAAUCCUCAUCACAGGAAGAAUCCAUUUCCCCAACUCCCAGAUCCCAGCCCCCAUCAUCUGUCCCCUCCCCAUAUAUCCGAAACCUUCAAGAGGGAUUACAGUCCAAAGGCAGGCCAGUGUCACCACAGAGCCGGGCAGGAACCAGCAAGUCCCUGAGAGAGACUGUAGCCCAGCCAGGCUUGGUUAUGCAGCCUACCAAACAGGCACAGAUAGUGAAGACCAACCAACAUCUUGGUUCUGGGCAGUCUAGCAUGAGAAACAGUAGCGCAAAACUACAGGCGUCUUCCCAGAACCCUCCCCCAAGUCCGAUGCCUGGUAGAAUAUCGGUAGCCUCUGCCGCCAGCAGAAACCAGCAUUUAGAGGGACCGGGUCCCUUCCCUGCAGGAACUGGGUGUGGCCACUUUGGGGAUCGACUGGGCCCCAGCCAGAAUCUCCAGCUGCAGCGCAGCGAGAGCGGUGCCGCUUAUCCUCUACCAAGCAAAGUCAAAGCUGCGGAGCGGCUCCUGGCUCACGCCUCCAUGACCGUGGACGUGGCUCCUCCAAGCCAGGGCGGGCCAGUGAGUGGCAGCGACGCGCGGCACCCAGCUUCCCUCACUAGCUCCGGCUCUUCUGGCUCCCCAUCCAGCAGCAUAAAGAUGUCAAGUUCAACCAGUAGUUUGACCUCCAGCAGUAGUUUCUCAGACGGGUUCAAGGUCCAAGGACCAGACUCGCGAAUCAAAGACAAAGGUACCAGCCAGGCGCAGGGUGGCACCACUGAACACAGGCCCCGCAAUACUCCAUUCAUGGGCAUCAUGGACAAGACUGCCAGGUUUCAGCAACAGAGCAAUCCUCCCAGUCGCUCCUGGCACUGCCAGGUGCCAGAGGGGCUACUGACAAACACAGCCACUGCAGCUGGCCUGCAGUCUAGCUCCGAUAAGCCCGCUCUCAAGCCAGGCGGGUAUUGUAGCCAAGCCAAACCCUGUUCGGUUUCCCCGCUGAGCACGAGCGUCCACAACGGGGCACAGGUGAAGGAGCUGGAGGAGAGCAAGUGCCAGAUUCCAGCCCUCUGCCAAGACAGCAGGAAAACUAAGGGUGUUCCUCAUCUAUAUCAGGAGAACAUCUCGAAGCAGCCGCCACCCCAUGUCAGUACGGAAGCCCACAGGAGCCACCUCACUUCUGCGAAACCAAAGCGAUCAUUCAUAGAGUCAAAUGUGUGAGCCUUAAGCAACCCCUGUGUAGUAUUCGGAGUGCAGUCUGUUGGCUCGUGGUAGCGAAUAAUGUCUUUUUUUUUCCAUAAUAAAAAUUACAUUUUAGCCAUAUUUUCCACCUCUUGGGUGGAUCUGAUGCCAUUGACAUAUUAAAAAUGUAGAAUAAAACUAUAGCAAGUAGCUAGAAAUCACCUACAAACAGAAUACUAAACAGAAUUGAAAACUACAGUCAGCUUCUGUCAAAUUUAAAGGCUGCCAAGAAGACAUCAACUAAUGCUGUUCUCUUAGGAGAUGAUUUGGUUUGCUAUAUAUAAAAGCACAUCUACUUAGAGAAGAAAAAAAAAUCCAUUGGUAAAAGAUUGUAAUUCCUGAUGUACUAUCUGGAAGUGUAUCCUGGGGAAGACUGGGGAAUGUUGAAGUUCCAGACCCCUUAGUCACCCCAGUUCUUACGUAUGUAUAAAAACUGCAACCCGUGUGGCUUCUGGCUGGAUAGAAUGGUGACUGUAAACAGCAGGGUUUUGUCUGUCGGGGAAAUAUGAGCACACCCAGGUGUCGUUCCCGUCAUGGCAGUUACUCAGAAGGGGUCAAAUGCGUAUUUCCAGGUUACGGCCUUUUUGCAGAGUAUUUUUGUAGCCCCCUUUUAGGAACUAUGCUCACGCCGCACGGUGUCGCCGAUAGAAGGGAAAAGGCUGUCUAGAACUUUCGUGAGCAGGUCGGAUACUUUGUGCAAAAGUACGAAGACAAGCUCUCUUGGUAGUGCCUACAAACCAGCUCUAGCUGGUUCCAAAAGUGCUCCGGACAGUGACGAGAGUCCCUGCGUCGAGCCUCUGGUGUCCUGUUUAAACAGGAUCCUUGAGGUCUGGGUGGCUGUUUUGUUUUCAUUACUCACUCAUUAUCUCGUGGUCACAUGUUGUAUAUAUAAAUAGCUAGCCCACUUUUAUCCAGACUUGUAAAUAUGACUCAAAAGAAGUUAAUCUAUAAACAGCAAAACCCCACCAUCUAUCUGCAUGUUCUCUGUAAGCUUCCUCCGUGCUGGGGAUUGCACUGGACCAUGCGAUCUCAUGGCAUGUUAACCGUAUACCCGUAACGGCACUUUAUCUCAUCGUCUGAGCACCUCCGAGGUGCUAACGUCCACGCUGGUGUAGUAUUCAUCUGUAAAGAUAAGGUACAGGGAUGAGCCUUGUUUUAAGGUAUUUUUAUAUGAAAACGGUGUUAUUGGAGGAUGUCCAAAUGCUGGUUUGAGAGAGGUGGGGGAAGUAUUUUAUACAUUGAGAUGUGAAAUGUAUUUUCUAGAACUGGGGAGAAGGAAGUUCUAUAUUUGCAGAAUGUUUUAAAAAUGAGUAGCCCUGAUGUUUCCUGUGAGCAUCACUAAGGUUUUGUACGAGUAGGGACCUUGCGGUGUCAUUUGGCAUUUGUUCCUGUGUGUGUAGCGUGUUGUGUACAAAGAGCUAGGCCGUUUGUACGAGCUUCCUCUGAGUUCUGCUCUAAUUACUCUGGCUAUUUAUUGUUUUCUUUAAUAUUUGUGAACGUCUUUCCUUUUGUUAUGUAGUUUUGUUUCUGCACAACUACUGUACUUUUCCAUAUGGAAUAAAAACCAUUACUACGGUG